Messenger RNA from Cylas formicarius (sweet potato weevil), 1825 nucleotides. RefSeq lists its product as uncharacterized. The transcript is spliced from 3 exons. NCBI's taxonomy places the organism in Eukaryota, Metazoa, Arthropoda, Insecta, Coleoptera, Brentidae. The coding region runs from base 119 to 955 and encodes 278 amino acids. The record is from RefSeq and is a predicted model, not a curated record.
AGCGCGACAAAACGUCACGGACGCGUCAUCAAAAAAUAAUCGGUGGCAAGCGCCAGGGCUAGUGUUUUGACAAUAGCGAGUUUUCUGAGUCCGGAACGUGCGAAAUCGAGGCGUCGCGAUGGAAAUCGUCACCGAAAUCACCCAGAGCCAGUUCGCUGUGUACGUGCCGAUCGCGUUGGCGAUCGUGGGGCUCAUCGCCGUGUUCGCCUUCGGUUUCGGUACGGCACAGCAGCCCAAGUUCAAGCUGACGUCGCUGGACGACCGGAAAACGGCCGCGAAAAAAAGGAAAACCAAAGACAAGAAAGCGCCAGUGAACGGUCACAUAGCGUCGGAAAAAUCCCCUUCGAAGGAUAAGAAGUCGCCUGUCAAGGAAGCGAGUGAAACGAGAAAGGAGAAGAAGUCGGACGCCUCGGCUAAGAAGCCGGAAGAAAAGCGGAAAACCAACGAGCCCCAGGAACAGGCGAAGAAGAGACCGGCCAAAAAGCAAGUCGCCGCUCAGAAACCAGACGAUUUUGACGAGGGAGAUUGGGAAAAGGUGCUGACGAAAGCGGACAGAAAGAAGAAGAGCGACCAGUCGCCCAGCAAAAAGGAGAAGAAGGUGAAAAAAUCGGAAAAGAACGACGCCGAGCCAGAAAAGACGGAAAAAGAGGAGACCCCGGUUGAGGAAAAGAUCGAAAGCAAACCGGAACCGGUAAAGGAGAACGCGGAGGAGAAAAUCGAAGAGAGCGAGGCGGUCGCGCCCGUCGUCGAAGAAAAGAAGGAGAAAAAGAAGGAGAAGAAGCCCAAAAGGGAGGUGAAGGAUGCGGAGGGGCCGGCCAUAAGCGAGGUGAACGUCGUCGCCGAAGAGAAAUCGGUCGAGGUCCCAGCGGCGCCGGUUUUCGACGAAUUGGGAGAUACCUGGACAGAAACCAAGCAACCCAAGAAAGGAAAGAAAAAGACUAGAAGGGAUAAUUAAGGGGCCAGGAUCCUUGGUGGAAGUGUAGAGCCGAACUCGCGGGGGGCCCCCCGCGCAGAAGGAAGCCAUCGGGCCAUAGGAAUGACAUGUGAUGGUGAUUAGUUGCUGUAAGGGACACGGGGGUGUAUAAAGACUUGCGUGUUUGUCGUGAUUGGGGUGCAUUUUGCAUGUUUUUUUUUUUAACUUGGGGUAAGCAUUGUAAAUAAUUCGCAUUAUUAUUGUACAUUCCAUCUGUAAGGAUAAGGAUAUGUUCCGCUUUUGGAGGUUACUUAUUUAAGGUAAAAAAAAAUAAAGGGUGUGCCAAAAAAAAGUCCGUCGGUCACGUUUCCGCUUCAAAUUUUGCGAAAAAGGACAAUAAGGACAAACUGUAGGGUGAAAAUCAAACUAUGUUAUACGAAACUUAUCCAUUGAACGUGCAUGGCCUUAAGUGCAUCAUCGCGUAUGUAUAUUUUGUAACGAUAUAUAUAUUAUAUUUUUUCGACGAAUCUAACGCGAAUGCAAUCGCAGUUUCGAGAUCAUUGUAUUGUGUGUCUUCCAACUGGUCUUAAACGUUUUUUUUUUUUAAACGUUGCUACUUUGUAGUUUUUUUAACUUUCCACGUUUUUGUUAUUAUUUCGCGUUUACUGUAUUUUAUUUGGAAUUUUAUCGCGUUUGAAAUUGAUAUUUAAACGUCGCUCGCGCGGCCCUUAGUUUCUAAGCGUUUUCGAUUUUGUAGUUUGUAAUCGGUGAUUUUGGUAGUUCUUAAAAAGUUGUGAUACUCGGCGACACAUUAAGACGGACGCUUCCACGGCCGGGUGGAUUGUUUUGUAUUUUUUUCAGGGGACCAUGUUGAUAAUAUAUAUAUUUCGAAAGCAAAAUGGCCGCUUCUAA